Molecule: messenger RNA, 559 nt
Organism: Saccoglossus kowalevskii
Lineage: Eukaryota; Metazoa; Hemichordata; Enteropneusta; Harrimaniidae
Source: RefSeq, a predicted model, not a curated record
AAGUAAGGCAGAAAUGAGCGGCACACGAUGCAUAGUACUGUGGAUGAUCCUGUGUAUGUGUAUGAAUGUAACCUGCCGAUCCUUUUUGAAGGUGGAAACGUUUGGCAACAGUUACAGUGAUGGCGAUGGAAGGAACUGGCGGACAUCUGCAUCCCCGUAUAAUACAGUGAUUGACAGACUCGGAGACGAAGAACAUGGUUGGACGGAGACUGAUUUAAACGCCGCGUCUCUGCUCGAUUUAGGUCGCGACGGAUACUUUCAAAACGACAGAAUCGAUGAUCAUUAUCGCCGGAACGCCUUUCACCUUCUCAGCCCUGGUCAACAAAUAUACUCGAGAAAAGGUGCAAAUGAACAAAUUAACGUCCGAAAGCACCAAUCUAAAUUGAAAAACAGGCGGCCAAUAAACACUUACACUUCUGAUCACGUGCCGGUUGAAGCAAAACGAGGCAGAGCGCGUAACCACGGCCCAGUUUUCCAUAAUCACCAAUAUAACUCUCCACACACGGUGUCACGUGUUCCGCUCCUAUUGAAAGGGUUAAACAUGAAUGAUGUAUGGUAG